Messenger RNA from Exserohilum turcica Et28A, 1206 nucleotides. RefSeq lists its product as uncharacterized. Gene Ontology annotation, molecular function: hydrolase activity. The record is from RefSeq and is a predicted model, not a curated record. The transcript has a single exon. The annotation marks the transcript as partial. Lineage: Eukaryota; Fungi; Ascomycota; Dothideomycetes; Pleosporales; Pleosporaceae.
AGCAUCUUCCACGCCGCCAAACCCUCGGCUCCCGUCCUGCUCUAUCUGCCCCCAGGCCCUGUGCUGCCCCAAUCUACCGACGAUGAACUUCGCGUCAUCACAACCCUGGCUGCAGCAAGCGCCACCACCCUGGUCCGCAUCAACUAUCGCGCCUCGUCGACACACCAGUAUCCCACGCCCUGCCAUGACGUGCUGGUUGCCUACGACUGGGUCCGCGACAACCUGCUCGUCGAUGGCUUCAACCGUCCCCAUCUCGCCCGUCUCGCCGUAUGCGGAGAGCUCAUUGGAGGCUCAUUGGCCACCAUGCUGGCGCUGACAGAGUGCCGCAAGGGUGAGAGCCGCAUCGGCGCCGCCGCCGUCAACAACCCGCUUGUCGACUGGGUCUUUCCGGACGACCUUCCUGUCGUGAUGCCCGAAGACCUCCCAGAGCCUCUUUUUGGCGACGAGACUGCCUUUCCUGCAGACGCCGAUCUGGCAGACUCGCUGGCUCUGCGCGAGAGCAUUGCCCACGUGCUGCAAUCCGAGCAAAAGCCUCCCAAGAAGCGCUCGCCAAAGAACCCUCCCCCGACAUCGUGGCAGAUGCACGGCGACAACACAGUCAUACCUGCACUGACCCUCUCUGGCGAACGCGAUGUCCUCUUCAAGAGACCCGAAGACUACUUUGAUCGCUUUGCCUCGCCUAUCCACUUCUUUCGCUCUCCCCACGCCCAGCUAGUCUACCCACCCUCGGACCAUGUCUUUGCCUCGCAGCAGCCUGACGCGCUGCUCGACAUGGAGGCCCAGCUUGCCCUCCAUCACUAUGCCACUUUUGAUGAAAACGCCAAACUAGAACCGCCCUUCCCCGUCCUCAGCCGAUGUCGCGCAUACGCCAGAGGCUAUCCCCCGGCUGGCACCAACCUAACCAUGCCCGUCUGGAACAUUACCACGGGCUUGCAAAGUCCUCUCUCGGAUAGUGCUCUCGAGCUAGCCAGGAUGAUACGCCGAACCAUUGCCCGCCAUACCAUGAAGACGCAUACAGGCAGAUCGCGAUGGCAUGAUGAUGCCGAAAAGAAGCAAUACGAGGAGCUUGCCCAUGGCCGUGUGCAAGUCAACUCACAUCCGGGUUUGGGGCUGUGGACUGAGCAGAGUGAUGCCCCGGAAUCCCAGUCACGUCUGCAACAUGUAGGAGCUUGGAUAAAGCAGCGUCUAGAUCCAGCCUUUGUUUGA